AUGGAGGCGAUGGGCACCUUGUUUGACACCAAAUUGGGCCCAAUCUUGCAGAAAGUUGAGCGCGUCGAGAAGACGAUCGCAAACCAUGACGAUCGCCUGGCGGCAAUCGAGGCUAGGACUGCGGUCAAGAUCUCCCUCUACUUCAAAGAGGGCUUCGCCAGCGAUGAGAGCCGCAAGUUCAACGACAAUUUCCUCUACACCAGUCGAGAGGGAGUACAGGCCAUGAACGCGGCAAGAAUAGUCGAAUGUUCCUGGAAGCCCGAGUUCAAGCUGACCGUGAAGGCGUCUCAGGGCGAAGCCUUGGUUGCGAAGGUCAACACGAACGCGACUAUCGAGUGGAUGGCCGCGGGGGCAUCCGCCAUCGGCACCACGGCCCAAUCGCUCGAGUGA
Messenger RNA from Prorocentrum cordatum, 390 nucleotides. Lineage: Eukaryota; Dinophyceae; Prorocentrales; Prorocentraceae. The record is from the annotation of a GenBank genome assembly.